Medicago truncatula (barrel medic) is the source of this 742-nucleotide messenger RNA. RefSeq lists its product as uncharacterized. The coding region runs from base 215 to 595 and encodes 126 amino acids. The transcript has 3 exons. Lineage: Eukaryota; Viridiplantae; Streptophyta; Magnoliopsida; Fabales; Fabaceae. The record is from RefSeq and is a predicted model, not a curated record.
ACUGAUUUUGUCUUAUUAUUUGACCUUCAAGUUCAACCACCCCUUGAACUUACAAUAUACAUGUCCUUGUACCCAAGUUUUGCAUUUCUCCUCAGCUAGUAUACAACCCUAUCCUAUUAUUAUUAUUUAGUAGUAUAAAUACUAUCCUUUGUUAAGGAGAAGUCUCCAAAUCAAAUCAGCAACAAACAGAACAUCAAUUUUCAUCUCUGAGUGAAUGGAUCCUCAACUUUCUGCUGUGGGAAUAAUUCUAUAUGUGGAACCUGAAAAGGUGAACGAUGCUGUUGCCUUCUACAAGGCAGCCUUUGAUGCUGUCGAGGCGAAUGAUCCCUAUUUUGCAGCUCAGGUUAUUAUUGGUGGCACCGUCUAUUUGAUAGAGUACCACGAGGACCCUUCCGACCUGACCGGCUCUGCUACGACGGUUGGAGUGGCGGAUGUCGCAGCUACCGUACAGAAGGCUGUGAGCGCUGGGGCUGUUGAGGAAGAGCUUGAUGAAUUUGCACCUACUUAUGCUGGUCAGCACAUUGUGAAGCUGAGGGAUCCAUUUGGUUAUGUUUGGUACAUUUGUGAGGGCAAGUCCUUAGCCAAAUUGCAGUAGCAAAUGAAGGGUUGGUUGAUCCAUGCUUUGAUAUUGUUAUAUUUAUCAGUACUUUGCUACAUCCAUUUUAGUUCUAAUUAGGUGUUUAUUGCUACAAUUAUCUUUCUAUUAUCGUUUAAUUAUGACAAUUGCUGGGAUGUAAGACUA